AUGACCGACCAGCGAGUCAGGUUGGGAUAUACGCCCAACUCGAUGAUGGGCGACUACCGACGGCUGUAUCCCGACGAGACGGUUUACAUUUACGAAGUCGACGAGGACGACAGCAGGUUCACUAGCGCUUUUGUCAAAUACGUCGCAAGGUAUCCGCACAACGACUUUUACGACAUCAACCACAGAGCGACGGACGUGGCAAAGAAGAUUCCGAUACGUUGGAGGAGCAUCAAGAGGUGGUGGAAGGUCAUGCCGGGAACCAAAAAUUACGAAGUGCACGAGAAUAAGGAGUUCCAACCCCAGCCGCGAGGGUUUUGGAGUCGGGCAUUGAAUGUUUUUGGCUAUUGUUCACGAUGGGCCUCCCAGUGUUCCGCUCGCCUCGGUCAGUUUAGUCGCUUUGGUCGCUUCGGCGGCCCCUAA
Messenger RNA from Pyricularia oryzae 70-15, 420 nucleotides. RefSeq lists its product as uncharacterized. The coding region runs from base 1 to 420 and encodes 139 amino acids. The transcript has a single exon. The record is from RefSeq and is a predicted model, not a curated record. NCBI's taxonomy places the organism in Eukaryota, Fungi, Ascomycota, Sordariomycetes, Magnaporthales, Pyriculariaceae.